Paramecium sonneborni is the source of this 475-nucleotide messenger RNA. Lineage: Eukaryota; Ciliophora; Oligohymenophorea; Peniculida; Parameciidae. The record is from the annotation of a GenBank genome assembly.
AAUUGUAAUGGAACAGCAUAAAUAAUACUGUAAAAUUUCGAAAUAGGAUAGAAGACAAAUUAUUCAUGAAGUACUUGUAAAUAAGAGAUUAAUACUUGAAGUAAUUCAUUUAAACAUAAUAGGUUGCAAGAGAAUUCAAAGUAUUGCCUUCCACAUGCAAAUCCAUAAUUAAUACUUACAUUAAAGAAGGAAGAAUUGGGAAAAAAGAAAGAAGAAUUAGAAAAUUGAAAAAAGUAACGGCAAUUUAUACAAUUACAUUAAACCCAUUAAAUCCUCUUUCAUCAACAAUAUCAACUGAAUGUGAAAUUGCUGAAGUAGAGCAACCUUCUCUCUAAAGCAAUGCAUAAUAACAAGAAGUUCCUCAAAAAAAACCUUUUGAUUUCUUAAGUUAAUGGACUGAAAACUACAUCCAAUAUUACAAAAAAUACAAAUUAGGAGCUAAAUAUCAUUGAAAUUUCCAUUUAAUAAUAAAAUC